AUGACCGAAUGGCUCACCGACUUCGGCGGUCAAGGCGAGCCGACCUUAGCGGGACACGUCUUCGAUGUGUCCUCGGAGGUCACCGUCAUCAUCUCGGCCCACGAAGCCUCCCCCCUGAUCGCGGCAAGCACUCGAGUCGGGGUCAUCGGCGGCGUACGCGUUCAAGGCGACCGUACCGCCCUCGCCAGCAAAGAUUCCGACUUUUUCAUGAUGAUCGGAAGUGAGCGUGCGAGAUACCGAUCAAUUCCCUCCGUCAAGCAUCGGGUGGUUCGAGUCAUCGACCUCGAGAUCCUCGAACGUCAGGGAAAGUUCCCCGGUGCGGAAGGAAGGUUCGUUGCGGGUUGAUGAUGGGAUGCGAUUACCUUCCAACCGGUAUCAAAGGUCACGGUCCGGCCAAGCUCGAAAAGUUGGAUCCGUCACUCUUUCAACUCGCCACUUGGAUCCAAGGUUAUCAACACGCCACAGCGGUCCUGCAUCGAGUCGAGCCUCGAUGGGCGGCGUUGAACAAGCCCAACGGCACCGAGAUUGACCUGGUUCGCGCCAUCUGCGACGCGAUCACUCCGAUCCGCAACCUUUACGACUUCUCUCCGUGCGACUUGGUCUCGAAGCCACCGAGCUCUCCGCGAGCCAUCGGGCACUCCCCCCGGGUCCUCUUCCCCGACACUUCGUUCGAUGGGGGUUCGGACAAACACCUGCGUCGCCAGUCCACGCCCGCGCUGCAGCGGUUCCGGGCAACCCCGCUCCUGCAAGGGCGCCAAGGCCGCGGAUUCGAGAUGGGACCCCUCCAGCCUCUCGCAUUGAUUCGCGAUCGGAAGACACGACACGAGGCCGCGGCCGUUCGGCGACUCGAGGCCGCCCAGCCCGGGAGAUGUGCGUCGACCCGCCAGAUUGCGAUCAAGGGUUACUGGUUCGAUCGACUCGAAUAA
Molecule: messenger RNA, 926 nt
Organism: Microbotryum saponariae
Lineage: Eukaryota; Fungi; Basidiomycota; Microbotryomycetes; Microbotryales; Microbotryaceae
Source: the annotation of a GenBank genome assembly